This is a messenger RNA of Gopherus flavomarginatus (Mexican gopher tortoise), 3385 nucleotides long. RefSeq names its product adhesion molecule with Ig like domain 2 (gene AMIGO2). The coding region runs from base 475 to 2040 and encodes 521 amino acids. The record is from RefSeq and is a predicted model, not a curated record. The transcript is spliced from 2 exons. NCBI's taxonomy places the organism in Eukaryota, Metazoa, Chordata, Testudines, Testudinidae. Gene Ontology annotation, molecular function: protein binding. Gene Ontology annotation, biological process: brain development.
UACCGCGGGCACCCCCUGUCCCUCUCCCCGACCUCCUGCCACCAUUGGCUACCCGCAGUGGAGCAGCUCCCUCUCCCCCUUCCCCCCACGCUGCUCUAACCAAUCCCGCUGCUGGGGGACGGAGGCGGUGGCAGGCUCCGCAUUUGUUAGUCCCCGCGGUGCAGAGGAAGGCGGGCGCCCGCUGCGAAGCGAAGAGGGACUCGCUGUGGGGCCAGAGCGCCCGGCUCCCAUUCCGGCUCCGCCCGUUCCCAAAGUUGGAGCAGGCUCGGGGCAAAGAGCAUGCAGGGCUGGACGCCGCCGCAGGGCACGGGCCAGCGCUCCCCACGCCUCCGGCUCCGCCCUGCCUCCUGCGAUGAAUGAGCGGCUGCUGCGCCUUCCCAGGCGGCUGCCUGGACCCCCAGAGAUUAGUGCAAGGCUAACUACAUGUAUAAUCUGUGGCAAGGAGAACGGGGAGACGGCUGAGAGAGAGCCAUAAUGUCUUUAAGCUGCCAGACAAUUUCUACUCGACUUGGUGUUCUUAAACUGAAUGGCAGAGGACUGCUAUGCCUUUUGGUCUUUACAAUGAGUGUAUGUGGCAGUGCCUCUGGCUUGUGUCCUACAGCCUGCAUCUGUGCUAGUGACAUUGUAAGCUGCACCAAUAAGAACCUCUCUAGGGUGCCAGGAACUCUCUUCAAAUUCAUAAAAAGACUGGAUUUGAGUUAUAACAGAAUUGCAUUUUUGGAACCUGAAUGGGUCCCGGUGCUUUUUGACAAACUGAAUACUUUAAUAAUCAAUCAUAAUAGUAUUAGCAGUAUUAUCACUGGAAGCUUUUCCACAACUCCAAAUUUAAAGUACCUAGACUUGUCAUCCAACAACCUGAAGACACUGGGAAGCCCUUUAUUUCAAGAGCUGAGAGUACUGGAAGUUCUCAUGCUUUUCAACAAUCAGAUAACACAGAUUGAUUCUGCUGCCUUUGGAGGAUUAUACAAAUUGCAGAAACUGUACUUGUGUUGUAACUCACUGUCACACUUCCCACUGGACUUGUAUAUUGGAAAACACAAACUUACAGAACUUGUAUUAUUAGAUAUUUCCUAUAACCACAUCCAGUCAGUACCUAUUCAACGCGUAAGUUUAGUACCGGCCAAACAACUCAGUGGAAUUUAUCUUCAUGGUAACCCAUUUUACUGUGACUGUACUCUAUACUCCAUGCUAAUUUAUUGGUAUCGCAGACACUUCAACUCAGUUGUGGAUUUCAAAAAUGAGUAUGCCUGUGUAUUACGAUCUGAUCCCAAAGGUUCCAAUAAACUGCCUUUAUUGCAUGACAACUUUCUGAAUUGCUCCGAAAGCACCAUCAAUGUGUCAUUCCAUGCCUUUGGGUUUAUUCAUGAGGCCCAAAUUGGAGAAAGGCUGAUUGUACACUGUGACAGCAGAAUUAGUGAUGCAGGCACAUAUUUCAUCUGGGUUAGCCCGGACAAUAGAUUACUGGAGCCAGAUAAGGACACUGACAAUUUUAAGGUGUUUCACAAUGGGAGUCUAGAGAUAAUGGAUCCCCAGCUGGAGGAUUCUGGGCUGUAUUCAUGCAUUGCAAUAAAUAAAAGAAGACUGUUAAAUGAAACCAUAGAAGUUAGAAUUAAUGUAAGCAAUUUCACAGUGAACAGAUCCCAUGCUCAUGAAGCAUUUAACACUGCUUUCACCACCCUGGCUGCCUGUGUAGCCAGUAUUAUUUUGGUACUGCUUUAUCUCUAUCUGACCCCAUGUCCUUGUCAGUGUAAGACAAGAAGAAGAAAAAGGAAGCUGCCCCAAAGCAGUGCCCAUUCAUCCAUCCUAAACUCCACUCCAUCUCAGGAUCCUCCAGCUGAUGAGAAGAAAUCCAGCAGUGGUAAGAGAGUGGCGUUCCUUGAGCCUGUGAACGAGCCAAAACAUGGGCAGAAUGGGAAGGUGAGACUGUUUCCCAAAGAAACUGUCAUAGCGGAGAGCAUCUUGAAAACAACCCGAGCAAAAUCUGACUCUGAUUCUGUCAACUCGGUGUUCUCAGAUACACCUUUCAUGCCAUCAUCUUAGUUUGCUUUCUAGUGUGCAGUUAAAUCUCUCAACACCGCCCCUACCUGUAGCAGCCAUCUGGAAAAAAAAUAAUAAAAUUUGGCAAAAAAUGCAUUGUCAGUAGUCUUCAAGAACAGGUCCACCUACUCUUCCUGUGAUUGGGAUAACAUGCAACAUCACAUAGGUUAGCAAAGGGUAUAUCUUCACUGUAGAAUUAACUCAGGCUCUUACCUGGGUGUUGCCCCAAUCCCACUCCUAUCUACACUCAAAAACCUCUCACUUGAGUCUAGUGGUGCCGUCAGCCCAGGCUAGCUGGCUUGUCUGGGGUUGUAGGCUCAAAGGCAAGUGCUGCUUUUACUGAGGCUAGUAACCCACCCAGUUUUCAUUGAGGACUCAGGCUAAAUCCCCACCCGAGUGCUGAUAGUCUAUUAAUACCUUCCCACAAUUCCCCUCAAUGUGCAGAAGGACAAACAAGUUCUCCCACAAUUCACUGGGAAAGAUUCAUAAAGUAGCUCAGUGUACUGCAGUACACAUGGGAUAUGCCUAUGACCAUCCUAGUGACACACAGGUGAGUGCAUCACCAGUGAGGAAACAGAGGGUAUGUCUACACUGCAGAAAACCCCCCACAGCAGUAAUCUCAGAGACCUCAUCAGCUGACUCGGGCUUGUGCUGCAGGGCUGAAAAUAACAGUGUACACACAGUGUAGAUGCUCCCACUAAAGCUGCAGCCUGGGCCCUAAGGCCCUCCCCCUCUUACUGGGUCUCAGAACCCAGGCUCUAGCCGCAGCUAGAAUAUCUACACUGCUAUUUUUAUCCUCAUAGCCUGAGCCCCACAAGCCCAAGUCAGUUGACCUGGGCUCUGAGACUCACUGCCCUGUAGAUGUACCCAGUAAUUCAGGCAUCUCUUUGGAGGGUGGAUGCUCACAUCUGGGCUAGGCUAACCUGGCGCCUCAGACCUGGGCAGGUAUCAUCCAAGUUAACUUUGCAGUGAAGACUUACCCAGAGUGUUAAUGUGAAGGUGGGGGACAUUUUGCUAUGUGUUUUCUAGAUAUCAGUUGUGGGGAAAACAUGUUUGCUGUAGAUGAUACUGUCUUUUCAAUCUGUGUGCUUAUAAGAAUCAGUAUCUUAAAUAUAUGGAUCUGGGUGUAAAUUGGAAUAUCAGGGAACAGAACUGCAGUCUGUGUGCCUCCAAACAGCCCUUACCAAACCUCUUUCCAUCCUCUAAGCAUUCAGUUUGUAAAGGAAUAAAUGAAGUUACACAAACCAGAAUAUUCCAGAGUGUUUGUAUGUUAUCUUAAUCAUUUUGUAUAGUAAAUGUUUAUGGCCAGGCACAGAAAAUCUGCCUACCUCUUACCAUAAGAAACAUU